Messenger RNA from Leptosomus discolor (cuckoo roller), 984 nucleotides. NCBI's taxonomy places the organism in Eukaryota, Metazoa, Chordata, Aves, Leptosomiformes, Leptosomidae. The record is from RefSeq and is a predicted model, not a curated record.
CAAACGAGGAUUCAGUGUCCGAUCCUUUGGAACAGGGACUCAUGUGAAACUGCCAGGACCAGCACCGGACAAGCCGAAUGUUUAUGAUUUCAAAACAACAUAUGAUCAGAUGUACAAUGAUCUACUUAGGAAAGACAAAGAACUAUACACACAGAAUGGGAUUUUACACAUGUUGGACAGAAAUAAGAGAAUCAAGCCACGACCAGAAAGAUUCCAGAACUGCAAAGACGUUUUUGAUUUGAUCCUAACGUGUGAAGAAAGAGUCUAUGAUCAAGUAGUAGAAGAUUUAAAUUCCAGAGAGCAGGAGACAUGUCAGCCAGUACAUGUGAUCAAUGUGGACAUUCAGGAUAACCAUGAGGAGGCAACCCUGGGUGCUUUCCUUAUCUGUGAGCUCUGCCAGUGUAUACAGCACACAGAAGACAUGGAAAAUGAAAUAGAUGAGCUGUUACAGGAAUUUGAAGAGAAAAGUGGAAGGACUUUUCUUCAUACUGUCUGCUUUUAUUAAAGCACAUCUGUCUCUUAGGCCUUAAUACAGAUGAGGGAAGCAUGUGUUUAAAGUUCUGAUUAUACUGUAUUUUCCUGGAAAAUGAAUAUUGAUCUUUUUUUGUUUAAAAACUCCUUUUCAGUGUCUUUUUGUUUUGUUUCGGGUAUUCUGUCACAGGUAGGCAGAGAUACUGGUUGGGCUUGUACAUAUGAGAUGAUUAAAAGUAUACACAAAGGCCACCUAUUUAAAAAUGAAAAUCAAGUUUUUUUCUUUAAAUCCUACUUUAAUUAUUACAAGUAGGUUUUUAAUUAUAAAGAGAAUGUUUCUUGAAUAUAAGUUUAUAAUGUAUUUUUCCAGCUUACAAAUUUAUUUUAUUUCAGUUGUGCUUUUUUUUUAUUUUAACGUGACAGAAUGGCUGAACUACGUGAGGAUAUGAAUGGAACAAUGAAAAACGAGUAUCUGUAUAUUAUUAGAUAUAAAGUUGGAAGCAUCCAAUAAAA